AUUCAGGUGCAAACGGAGAUGUACCUGGAGGAAUUGAAAGACUUUCGAGAAGAGAGGAACAAUUAUUGCCAGACGGAUCUAUUUAUAGACAGACCACCAACUCCAUACUUCGUGCCAGAAAAAAUUGGCCUCGACAAAGAGACCCAAAUCUACGAUGGGGAAUUAUUCGAUUUUGACAUCGAGGUUUUACCAGUGUUAGAAGUGCUGGUAGGUAAAGUUGUGGAACAGGCUCUACUCGAGGUCCAGGAAGAAGAGGAGCUGGCCGCCCUCAAGGAACAGCAAAGGAUUUUUGAAGAACUCCGGAAUGCCGAUUUUGAAGAGCAGCAGCGAUUGGAGGAACAAGAAAGGAGGAUUAAACAGGAAAAGAUGGAAAGAUUGAGACAAGAGAUAAGCAGGCAGAAGAGGGCGAAACAGUUGGAGAAGAAAAUCAGCGCCAUAGCCUAUUCGAAGGGGUACAUCGGGAACCUAAUAUCCGGGACGUUUGGGGAUUUGAUAUCCGGGAAAUAUUUUUACGACGAUAAGGAAAAAGAUAUCGAAUUAAACUUUUGGGAGAGCCUACUGAAUGAGACAUCCCAGAAUAUAAAGAGCAAUGUGCUUGGGAGACGCCUAUUGGAC
Molecule: messenger RNA, 615 nt
Organism: Helobdella robusta
Lineage: Eukaryota; Metazoa; Annelida; Clitellata; Rhynchobdellida; Glossiphoniidae
Exons: 4
Cellular component (GO): cilium
Source: RefSeq, a predicted model, not a curated record